Molecule: messenger RNA, 671 nt
Organism: Spodoptera exigua (beet armyworm)
Lineage: Eukaryota; Metazoa; Arthropoda; Insecta; Lepidoptera; Noctuidae
Source: the annotation of a GenBank genome assembly
AUCAAAGCAUGGAUUAACAACAAUAUUAAUGCAUGGUUCUAACGAGAUACUGUUAAAAUCACAACAAAUAUCUAAUCACCAAGUACUGUUUAGAAUGUGAAAUUAUCAGAUAAAACACGAUGGAUAUAUUGUUUACAAUCAAUUUUUAUGCGAAACAUAAAACAAACGUUCUAAGAAACCUACCUGUUGGUACCAAUUUCGUGUAGCCACUGCUAUUCUACUUAAUUUAUCAAGCACUAAGUCGCGUACAAGGAGGAGGUGCAUGACGUACCCAUGUCGGUGAUCAUUAGGCCUUUCAUACCGGAACUUACGGAGGAAAAAGUUUUAUCACUUAUGGAGACGAUACAGAAGGAAGAGGAGGCUGGCAAAGUUCCUCCCAUAGAUAUUUUAUGGAUCAAGGGCUCAGAAGGAGGAGAUUACUACUACAGCUUCGGAGGUUGCCAUAGAUACGCUGCCUACAAACGUCUGAACCGACCGACUAUUCCCGGCAAACUGAUCAAAUCCACCAUCAGCGACCUUAGAACGUAUCUUGGAAAUAGUACACCAGACUUGAAGUAAAUAGUUUUAAAGUAAGAAUUAGUUUGAAUAUGCUUACACAAUGACACGGUCGAGACAGUCUCUAGUCGAUUGAUUGAAGAUUUACCAUAGUUGGUCUGUCUAUUCAUUGUAUA